Hibiscus syriacus is the source of this 809-nucleotide messenger RNA. Its product is annotated as cytochrome c oxidase subunit 5b-1, mitochondrial-like. The transcript has 6 exons. Gene Ontology annotation, biological process: mitochondrial electron transport, cytochrome c to oxygen. NCBI's taxonomy places the organism in Eukaryota, Viridiplantae, Streptophyta, Magnoliopsida, Malvales, Malvaceae. The record is from RefSeq and is a predicted model, not a curated record. The coding region runs from base 46 to 549 and encodes 167 amino acids. Gene Ontology annotation, cellular component: mitochondrial envelope.
AUAACCCCCCCCAAAAAAGAUUAAAAAUCUUUGGAAUUCAGAGAUAUGUGGAGAAGGCUACUUACUUCACACUUCAAAACCCUAGCCACCGUCCCAUGCCGAUCCUCUUCUAAAACGCCGCCGCCGCUUCCCCGUUUCAAAUCUCACGUUUCUCCAUCCCCUUCCGCUUAUUUCCUCACUCACCGCUUCUCUUCCUGUUCAGCGCAUACUGCAGUGAAGGAAAGGGUUGAGGAUGUAAUGCCUAUCGCCACUGGUCAUGAGCGCGAGGAGCUUGAGGCUGAGCGCGAGGGAAAGAAAAUCCUUGAAGAUGUAAACAACCCAGUAGGUCCUUUUGGCACAAAGGAUGCUCCAGCUGUUGUUAAGUCCUACUACAACAAGAGAAUAGUUGGAUGCCCAGGAGGUGAAGGUGAGGAUGAGCACGAUGUUGUCUGGUUUUGGCUGGAAAAAGGCAAGCCACAUGAGUGCCCAGUUUGCUCACAGUAUUUUGUGCUGGAAAUUGUGGGUCCUGGAGGUCCUCCAGAUGGACAUGGUGAAGAUGAUCAUCAUUAGUUGCAACUUUCGAUUUCUCGAAAUAAAAUUUUGGAGAUGAUGGAAUGAUGUCCAGCUUUGGAUGCACCUUCAAAUUUUAAAACCAAGGUUUGUCUUGUUUUGUUUUCAUUGGCCCUCGGAUCUAAUGGUCAUUUGAGAUGGUAUCUCCAUUUUUUUCCUGCCAAUUUAGACACAGGGUGGUCGUGUUUUUCAACUAUGGAUCGUUUUAGGUUAACAAAUAAUCCAUGGCGGCCUUAGCAUUCUUCCAUUUGGUAUGUCGU